This is a messenger RNA of Salvia miltiorrhiza (redroot sage), 5823 nucleotides long. RefSeq lists its product as uncharacterized. The transcript has 8 exons. The coding region runs from base 609 to 5618 and encodes 1669 amino acids. The record is from RefSeq and is a predicted model, not a curated record. NCBI's taxonomy places the organism in Eukaryota, Viridiplantae, Streptophyta, Magnoliopsida, Lamiales, Lamiaceae.
AACAGAUCGGUCAGAUAUCGAAAUCUUUCUUCCCAAAAUCUCUCAUUUUUUUUUAUUAUUAUUCUCUUUUUAUCCUUUUUCUUUUUAUUUUUGUUCUACGUUGCAUUUUUCAUCGACUCUUAAUUAAAAAGUAUAUACCUCAAAAAAAAAAAAAAAAGAAGUCCGACUCCCAUGAAUAUGAUCAUUCUUUUCGCCCAAAAUCUUUUCAUUCCUCGUUGAGGAGAAAAGGAAAAAACAAAUUGUGAAUAUGCUACACCAAACUCUCUACUGACAAUCAACUCCACAUUUUCUUGAAAAUUUUCACCUUCAAUCAGUUCAAAACUCUGCGCCCGGCUGCUUUUCUAUUCAAACUUUAGCGGCCAUUUCUGAGGCAUUUUCGCCCGGGGCCCUCAAUUUAUCACUAUUCAACGGUAUCUACUUUCUAUGUGUAGUUUGAAAUCUUAAAUACAGGGCCAUCAAACUUAUUUAUUGGACAAAUUGGUGCUGAUGCGUUUGUUUCACAGUGUUUUACUCUCUACUUUUAUGUUGAAAGGGAAAACUUUUGUGCGAUUGACAUUUUUUGAUUUGUAGAGAAAAAAAGAAAAAGAAAUUGGGUAUUGAACUUUUUGAUGGAGAAUAGUGAUGGUGGAGAUGAUCAGGCUUCUGGAUGGAUGCAAGUGAAAAAGAAACACAGAAGCAAUUUGAAGUUCUCAUUACACGGUUGGGUUGAAGGGCUGUCUGGAAAACAGAGGUUUAGCAAGCCAAACAAUCAAAUUUCAUUAGGUAAAAAAUUGGAGAGUAGCUCAAAUGCAACAAGCCAAAGAGAUACUACUGGUAAAGAUUGUGCCGUGCGUGAGCGUGUCAGCAGCAAGGCUACAGAGUCCACUUCUAUCUCUACUGGUAACGGGGCAGUUCAACGUUGCCUUGAUGACGACAGUGCUAAUGCUACCAAACCCACUUCUAAUUUUGAUGAGGAUGGGGCAAUUGAUCAUUACCUUGACAAACGUGUUGUCAGUCAAAGCAAUGGAGAUUUAGGUUCAUCUCAUUUGGUAGCUAAAAAUCGGGUAGAUCCUAGUCAUAAAGUAGUUGUCAGUCAAGGAAGUACCCACAAAGAUAAUGUCCUGCCAAAAAUCAAAUGGGGUGAUUUGGAUGAGGGAACUCUCAAACAUUAUGGGAAAGCUUCCGGAGCUGAAUUUGAGUUUGGGGGAGUUAAAAAUAACAAUUUGGUCUCCAUGAAGGUUGAUGAUGCUGCUGAAUGUCUUCCUGGCAUCGUUCCAGAAUCUCAUUCUUCAUCUCCAAGGUCUUUAUCUGUUGAAGAAACCGAUAACGAGGUGAAUGAAGUGUCUUCGGAAGAUGUUAAAGAGAAAAUUACUAGUGAGAGAAUAGUUAGUCAGAGUACUUCUAUUUCAGGUUCUAAUGUCGAGCACGGGCAUCUCAAGCCAGAUAAUGAGGCGACCUACGACUCAUCUGGAGAAAAUAUUGCGUGCAGAGACGACAAAAAGUUAGAAAGGAUCAAAUCAGCUAAUGUUUCAGCUGUGCCUCUUAUGGAUUCAGCUACAAGCAGUCGGAUAAUUGAUGAACCUAAAAGUGGGGAAUCUAUAUUGGCAGCUCCAAUUGAAGAACUGAGCAAUCAAAAAAGUAAAGCAAAUUGUGAUGGUCUUCUAGAUGCCCAGAAUGCAGAUGCUGUCGCUUCAGACGACGUGGGUGAAAGCAAAGAAAGAUUCAGAGAACGUCUUUGGUGCUUUCUCUUUGAAAACCUCAAUAGGGCUGUAGAUGAACUCUAUCUUCUCUGUGAACUUGAAUGUGAUCUUGAGCAAAUGAAAGAAGCUAGUCUCGUUCUUGAAGAGGCUGCAUUGGACUUUAGAGAACUAAAUAGUAGAGUAGAAACGUUUGAGAAAUCUAAAAGUUCCUUGUCUCAUGGUUCUGAUGGGGGUUCAUUGGUAAUGCAGUCUGAUCAUCGCAGACCACAUGCCCUCUCAUGGGAGGUCCGUCGAAUGACAACUUCACCACACAGGGCAGAAAUUUUGUCCUCAUCUCUUGAGGCUUUCCGGAAAAUACAGCGCGAGAGAACAAGUGAACGUUCCCACGACUCUAACAAUCUGGGGUCUGAUUGUCAGAGUUGCCAAUUUGGAACAAGGGAUAUUGUGGAUCUGGAGAAGUAUGUUAAAAAUGAUGAUUUGGUGAGUGGCUUUAAAGAAUCAAUUUCGAAGGUGACUGACCAGACUGGUGUGUCAAUUAUAGCUCAGCACCCAAAUAAAGAAAAGAAAAACCAUGAUUCAAAACCCGGUUCUGGGGCAUCGAAAUUACCUCAGAAAGAAGGUUCUAUUCCCUUUGGUAAUGGAAAGAACAACAGUGAAGUACAUGGACCUUCUUCUGAUGCAGAGAAGUUCCUUCAUAGAAAAAGCAAAACCCCAAUAGAGAACGCUGCUGAGAAAAAUAUGAAGUUGGCUGAUCCAGUGAGAAGACCUGUUCCCGAAAGAGAAAGAGAGAAGAGAAAUGGAAUUUCGGCGAAGUCCAUGGAUGCUUGGAAAGAGAAGAGAAAUUGGGAGGACAUACUUGCAAUCCCUCCUCGUGGGUCUUCCCGUUUCUCAUAUUCACCUGGCUUAAGCAGGAAAAGUGCUGAGCGAGUUCGUGUUCUGCAUGAUAAACUUAUGUCGCCUGAGAAGAAGAAAAAAUCUACUCUUGAUCUUAAAAAAGAUGCUGAAGAGAAACAUGCUCGUGCCACCAGAAUCAGAGCUCAACUUGAGCACGAGAGAGUUCAGAGGCUUCAACGGACAUCAGAGAAAGUGAACCGUGUAAGUGAAUGGCAAACUGUUCGCAGCAAUAAGUUGCGAGAGUCGAUGUAUGCUCGCCAUCAACGUAGUGAAUCCAGGCAUGAAGCUUAUAUAGCUCAGGUUGUGAGAAGAGCUGGUGAUGAGACCAGUAAAGUUAACGAGGUACGGUUUAUCACCUCAUUGAAUGAAGAGAACAAAAAGCACAUAUUGCGCAAGAAGCUUCAUGAUUCCGAGUUGAGGAGAGCAGAGAAACUUCAGGUAAUAAAAACUAAACAGAAAGAGGACAUGGCCAGGGAAGAGGCUGUUUUGGAACGUAAAAGGCUCAUUGAAGCUGAGAAGUUGCAGCGGCUUGCAGAGACUCAGCGAAGAAAGGAAGAGGCUCAAGUUAGAAGGGAAGAAGAGAGAAAAGCAUCAAGUGCGGCCCGUGAAGCCAAGGCUAUAGAACACAUGAGGAGGAAAGAGAUCCGAGCCAAAGCGCGGCAGGAGGAAGCUGAACUCUUGGCUCAGAAAUUAGCUGAAAGACUCAGUGAAAGCGAACAGCGGCGGAAAUUUUAUCUAGAACAAAUUCGAGAAAGAGCAUCUAUGGAUUUUAGGGAUCAAUCUUCGCCUUUAUUGAGACGCUUUGCAGGUAAAGAAACCCAAGCUCAAGUUAGGUCAGCUCCUUACAGCAAUGGCGAUGAUAAUCGUACCAAUGAUAGUAGUUGCUCAUCUGGUACUAGUAUUUUAAACGGUGAGGCGUUGCAACACUCACUGAAGCGAAGGAUUAAAAAAAUACGACAAAAGCUUAUGUCACUAAAACAUGAAUUUCCUGAGCCUUCAGCUGCACUCGAAAGUUGUAGCCUUGGCUAUAGGACUGCUGUUGGAACUGCUAGGAGAAAAGUUGGAAGGUGGCUUCAGGAUUUGCAAAAGCUUCGCCAAGCAAGAAAAGAUGGUGCUGCUAAUUUUGGACUGAUAACUGCUGAAAUUAUCAAGUAUUUGGAGGGAAGGGAUGCUGAGUUGCAGGCUUCUCGACAAGCCGGUCUGCUUGAUUUUAUUGCUUCUGCACUGCCUGCUUCUCACACAUCCAAACCUGAAGCUUGCCAGGUUACUAUAUAUCUUUUAAGGCUUUUGAAAGUAGUGUUGGCAACGCCAGCGAACAGAUGCUAUUUUCUUGUACAGAAUCUUUUGCCCCCACUUAUUCCAAUGUUGGCGACGGCCCUUGAGAACUAUAUCAAGAUGGCGGCAUCAUCAAAUAUUCCUGGUCCAACUAAUAUCGUCUCAAGUAAAGUGUCAACUGGAAAUUUGGAGUCAAUUUCAGAAAUUGUAGAUGGUUUCCUUUGGACUAUUGCAGCAAUUGUCGACCACAUAAGCUGUAACGACUACCAACUUCAGAUGCAGGAUGGUUUGAUAGAGCUCGUUAUUGCAUACCAAAUUAUUCACCGGCUAAGAGAUCUUUUUGCUCUUUAUGAUAGACCACAGGUGGAAGGUUCUCCAUUCCCUUCAUCUAUUCUCCUAGGUAUUAAUUUAUUGACAGUUCUGACUUCCAAAUUCCGAGAGUCAUACUCAAUAGACUGGGACUCUUUUCCGAAUGAUAUUACGCAAGGAAAUAAACUUGGAGAGGCAAAAUUUUCUGGGACUGCUGAUUUAAGACGUGAAUCUAGUAUAAAGAACGUGCCCUCUUUUCCAGCUGGCGAAUUACCUACAGAUUUGCUGAAUGUGCUGGAGGGUAGAAAAGAUGGACAUUCAAAUAUUGAGGUGACAAGUAGUCAAAUUCCCGUAUGCGAUACCUCUCUUGAUGCUGAGAACGUUGCUUCUGAAGAUGCCAUGGGUGAGUCACCCGGAGAUCUAUUGGAAGAUAAAUAUCAAUGUUCUGCUGCCGAGGAUAGCAAUAAAUGUGUAAGUAAUAGCGCUGAACUGAAAAAUAGAAACAGCUCUGAAGCAAAGCAGCCUGCAGCGUUUCUUCUUGCGGCAAUGUCUGAGACGGGCUUAGUAUGUCUUCCUUCCAUGUUAACAGCUGUGCUACUGCAGGGCAAUAACCGGUUGUCAGCUGAACAGAGCUCAUACGUGCUUCCAUCUAAUUUUGAGGAAGUAGCGACGGGAGUUCUGAAGGUCUUGAACAAUCUGGCUCUAAUAGAUAUAUCUUUCAUCCAGAAAAUGCUGGCUCAACCAGAUCUUAAAAUGGAGUUCUUUCACUUGAUGAGUUUUAUCCUUUCUCAUUGCACAAGUAACUGGGGAGUUACCAAUGAUAAGAUUGGAACACUCUUGCUAGAAUCUUUGGCACUUCUUGGUUAUUUUGCAUUAUUCCAUUCCGAAAAUCAAGCAGUCCUACGCUGGGGAAAGAGCCCUACGAUCCUUCACAAGGUUUGCGAUUUGCCCUUUGUCUUCUUCAGCAAUCCAGAAUUGAUGCCUGCUUUAGCCGGCACAUUGGUAGCUGCCUCAUACGGAUGUGAACAGAACAAGGCCGUUAUUCAGCAGGAGCUCAGCAUGGACAUGCUCCUCCCGUCACUCAAAUCGUGCAAAAGCAUUCCAAACCAAUAUGGCCCGUUAGCUGAGGACGCUGGUGAAUUGAGUCGGAUUGUUGUUGAAAGAAAAGCUCAAGCUGACGCAUCUCAGAAAUCCAACCGGAACUAUUCAAGGAGCGCUCGUCUCUUUCCUCAGAGAGGCAGUGGUGGUGUUCCAGCAGGUAACAUGAGAAGUAUCAAGUCUAGAAACCUUAGAGACAGCAAAUUGGUGAAGGUUAGUGAAGAAAUGCAGAUGGGCGCUGCUCAGUCUGCUUCAGAAACUUCCACGUUGAUGCUGCACUCGAGAUUUCCGGUAAGCUUCAUCGGAAAAGCAGAACAGUUUUUUACAGCAGAGGUUAAUACAAGCAACACUGAAUUAGUUUGAAGUGAACACUUUUUUUUCUGGUCCGAAAUGACAAAUUAAUUAUACAUAAUAUAUACUAAUAUACACAAUUUUAUUGUCUUUUAGGAAAGAAAGAUUUUAUAUCCAAAAACAGAGAAAUGAGAAUUAUUUUACACCUGGUUUUCAUUAAUGGAUAUUGUUGAAUGACAUUUACAGUGAAAUUAGGAAGGGAAAUUGUAUUAUUCAA